Messenger RNA from Mya arenaria, 3178 nucleotides. RefSeq lists its product as uncharacterized. Lineage: Eukaryota; Metazoa; Mollusca; Bivalvia; Myida; Myidae. The transcript has 3 exons. The record is from RefSeq and is a predicted model, not a curated record. The coding region runs from base 313 to 1893 and encodes 526 amino acids.
AGUGUUGAAGUGCUUGUUAUCGGAUGGUUCAUGGUGUUGAUUUGUUGAUGUCGUUGUGGAAUAAAACAGUUUUAGUCUGGAAAACUGGGGUGGAAUUAACGUGUAUAGUAAUAGUACUUCACUCUCCAAGUAAAGCCUGAACGUGUUGCGUUUUGUUGAGCUUCAUCAAAGUUUUUGCCUCCUAACAUGGUUCGUUUGGUAAAUAUAGAGGAACAUGGGGGCGAGUCGGCUACCUUUAUAAAUAUUAUAGAAUUAUAAUAUUAAACAACAUAUUUCUUUGAGAGGAGCGGCAAUAAAUUACAAACUGAAGUUAUGGCGAGUAAUUCCGGUUCAAGAGAUGGCCAACAGCUCUCACGCAAUGUAUUUCAAGUCAUGAACCAAUUGGGAUAUAGUCCUGACAUGGUAAACAAGCGACGCCAAAUGCAGAAAGACAUGGACAUAGCUUACAACAAAAAUGGCGACCGUUAUACUCGAAUAACAGCCGGAAGUAAAGCUGAAGGAAUAACAUGCCCUUACGAAAGUGACCACGACCGGCUUUACGAAGAUAAACACGUGGCUUGCGUCGUGGCCCCAGAGGAAAAUUCAGAAAUAACCGAAAGUGAAAAAACAAGCACAAUAUUCGAAAUGAAAAGUGACCACUGCCACCCAGGACAUUUCCAAUUGAAACUAUUCAAGCACGGUACUGUGCGAAAUAAUUGGAUAGAAUCAUCCUUGUUUCGAGCGGCAAAUGGUGAUACAUGCAUUUCAAGUGAUUUGUUUACUACUCAAAUAUCUAAACAUGUCCAAGAAUCAAUGCAGAAAGGUUGGAAAAGUCAUGCAAAAGCUGGACCAUCCGUUCCCCGAAGCAAAGGCAUAUACAUGGAAGAUCAGGUUUUCUCCUUUCGAUGCUUGUCGCAGAGAGCAAUACUCAAGGACUGGAGGGAGCGAGACAGAACUAAUUGGCCAUCUAGGAGUUUACGUGAAGAAGUUAUCAAGUGCCUACCACACUUGGUACCUACUGGAUGUAAGGGAAGCGAGAACUUCGACAAGGAAUGGCGUAUAUGCUUCAUUCGGGGAGAACUGGCACUGACAUGUAGCCUUAUCGAAGGCCAGUAUAAACUAUAUGUUCUGCUAAAAUUGGUGAAGAAGUCAUGUUUUGCUCCAAUCUGCGACAGCGUUUCAUCGUUCAUCAUGAAAAACAUCGUCUUCUGGUUAAGCGAAGAAUAUACAGCUGACUUUUUUACUGCUGAAAAUUUACUUGAGACAGCGACGAUUGCUCUAACACGACUACACAAAGCUAUCGUCGAUAAUCACCUCCCGUAUUACAUGAUUCCCGGACGUAAUUUGCUGCACAACAGGAUUAAGCAUGCAGAUAAAGCUCAACUCCUAGAGACUAUUACAGAGCUCAUCCAGGAUGGACCAAAGCUUGUUAUGCGAUGUAAGCGAAUUUCAGAUGCUCUUAGCACACCUGAGGCGAGACUUUUACAAGAAGGCAUCAAACGUGACAAACUUGAAAUACUCAAAUUACGUAUGAUAAAGUAUCGAACGGAGGUUUGUAAACCAGGAAUGAGCCACAUUGAGGAAAUGAAACUAGCUUGGGCAAGGGAAGAAUACAGACAGACGCAAUUUAAACUCAUGGACAUUCUUAUUCCUGAAUGGCGCUGUCGUCUUUUUUCCGAGCUAUCGUCGUCUGAAGUUAAAUUGGAAGAUUUUAGUGAGGAAGAAAUCGGUCUUAUCCAAUGGAUGAAAUCAGUGUUAAGAGAAGUAUUUUUGACUGUAGACUAUCCGUACAUUAUGGAAGAGAUAAAGCUGAACGAUCCGAAUUGUUCAGUUCAAAUGUUUGAUGAAGAUACCGUGCUGACAGUAAUGGGGAAGUAUAACCUAUUACUCGGUCGCAUGUUGCAACAGAUAUAGUUAGACAAUAUAUGCUUAAGGGCAAAUGUUUUGCACGUGUUUUCAAUAUUAAAAUUCUUGGUUCCGAGGGACAUCCAACAUGAAUUGUAAUUUUGUUAGUUUGUGCAAGAAAACCAUUAACCAAUACAUUGUUAAGCCAUGUACAUAAGUUACGGAUGAUAAAUCAUGAGCACCAGUAUUUUCUCCGGGGAUAACCAUGUAUUAAUUUCAGUAUUUAUUUUCACGUGUAGACGUAUUGUUCGCGGUUUCACGCAAUAUAACCCGCUAUUUGUUUUAUUGCGAAUUAAACGUUAUCGUGUUAAUAUGGAUAACGUUAAAUAAACGCUUGUAAGAAAUUUGACAGUUCCAAGCGGAAGUAAGAGUUGUACAAGAAUUAAGGACCUUGAUUGUCCACAAACACAAUACAUCACCACGUACAUGUUAUAUGGGAAGUUGGAAACAUGUCAUGCAUCCAGGUUCAAAACAUUGAUUGUUAGACCCGCAUCAAGCAGUACGUACAAAAUGAGCAAAAACGUUUUAUAAAUCAUUGUCUUGACGAUGCGAAUACGUUUAAGUGUUAUUUAAACACUGGUAGUGGAUAUUUCCGUAAUUCUCAACUAUGACCCUUAUUCAGAUGUUUUUUUUGCAUUUGGAAAUAAUCAGUACAACCGCUAAAAUAUACACGGUGAGAGAAUGGUUCGUUUUUCAUUGUUCCAUACACCAUAACUUAUAUUGAAUUAAAACAAACCGUGCCGAGCUUAAGUAUAUCAGGAUACAAGAUACAAAAAUCUGUAUUUAGUCGGGUAUAUGAUAAUUAGUUUUUUAGCUCAAUCCGACACGAAAAAAAAACAUACGUAACAUAGCAAUACAUAACAAUGAAUUGGUGACAUGGAAAUAAAUUUUGUAGUUUUAGAGGCGCACAAUUUAGUUUGAUGCGAAACUAUAUAUUUAUUUUAUUGCAUUUUCCUGUUCAAAUAAUUAGACUGUAAUGAUCGAAACAUAAAAGCAUGAAUUAGGUAAAGAUAAAAGAUAUUUGUGAUAUUCUGGGGAAUGUGUGGCAACGUAGAGCUCUAUUAAUUAAAACACAUUAAUAAAGGAUAAUAUUUUGUUUUUCUGGACCAAAAUCAUUUUUUGUGUGUGUUUGUUUGUAUUUACUUUUUUUCAAAGAAUGACCACAUCCGUUUUAUAUGACCAUUUGUUUUAUUUGUAAAUGUGGUUGAGACUUUUAAAAAAAACAUUUAUGAAAAGAAAUUAUUACCACGAAAACCUGUUUGAUGUACCUGACUGUUAGAUAAAAUAAAUGUAA